This is a messenger RNA of Fonsecaea pedrosoi CBS 271.37, 552 nucleotides long. RefSeq lists its product as uncharacterized. The transcript has a single exon. Gene Ontology annotation, cellular component: signal recognition particle, endoplasmic reticulum targeting. The coding region runs from base 1 to 552 and encodes 183 amino acids. Lineage: Eukaryota; Fungi; Ascomycota; Eurotiomycetes; Chaetothyriales; Herpotrichiellaceae. Gene Ontology annotation, biological process: SRP-dependent cotranslational protein targeting to membrane. The record is from RefSeq and is a predicted model, not a curated record.
AUGACCUACCUCACAGAUCUGCACUCGUAUCUGCACCAAUCCUCGCUCCUCAUCCAAGCCUACCCUUCCGCACGGAUCACGACAAAGUAUGCACUACCCCGGAAACCUAAUACAAAGGCCAAGUCAAACCCCAAGGGAUCUAAACGGAAAGAGGAUUCUGCUUCUGGCCCUUCGACGACAGACACAGCGCCAGCAGCAGCGAAUUCGCAGCCGCAAGGCAAGCGGGAGCGUUCUGCUGUCCUCACCUUAAAAACCUACCACGCAGAGAGCGGAAUAUGCUUGAAAUAUCGAACCGACAAGGCUGCUGAAGUUGGGAGAUUAUUGAUUGGACUAGGGAGACUGGCCAAGGGGGAGGUCAUUGAGAUGCCUGCUGCUGUUGCUGUUUCUGCGGCGCCAGGAGCUGGGACAGGCGUAGAUGGUGACAAGAUGGACAUCGAUGGCGGGAACGGCGUUACGACAACCAAGGUCGAGGACAAAGUUGUCACUGCGCCGCCAGCUGUGACGCAUGGGGCUGGAGGUGGAAAAGGCAAAAAGAAGAAAGGGAAGAAGUGA